This is a messenger RNA of Megachile rotundata (alfalfa leafcutting bee), 1116 nucleotides long. RefSeq names its product peroxisomal biogenesis factor 19 (gene Pex19). The record is from RefSeq and is a predicted model, not a curated record. Gene Ontology annotation, cellular component: peroxisome; peroxisomal membrane. Gene Ontology annotation, biological process: protein import into peroxisome membrane. Lineage: Eukaryota; Metazoa; Arthropoda; Insecta; Hymenoptera; Megachilidae.
UUUUUUUAAAAUAAUGGAGGGUUAUUAAAAGAUACCCCAUUUUAUCGAAACUUGUAUUUUACUAAGAGAGUAAAAUUGCCGCGCAUGCGCAAAAAAAAACUCAUCUCAUCACUGAUGCGUACACAUUUCGUGUCGUGAUUUGAAAAAUUUUGACAUUAAAGUUAUAGAACAGAUAUGGCCGACAAAAAGCCUACAAAGCAAACAGAAGACGAUGAAUUAAACGAUUUAUUAGACAAUGCUUUAAAAGAUUUUAAUAAGGAACAAAAAUCAGACAACGAAGAUCAUGGUAAAUCGGAUAGUUCAGAAUCCACAAAAGACAAUAAUACACUAGACAGUUUGGAGGAUGCUUGGACUACAGAUUUCAUUAAGCAAGCUGCUGAACAAUUUGAAGAAAAUCUACAGAAUUUCAUUCAAAAUGGAACAGAUAGCGAGUUGGGAGCUUCCUUUCAAAGAAUGGCACAAACAGUUGCAAGCGUAAUAAAAGAUGACGAAACUCUCGACAAAGACAACGCGAGUACAGAUUUUCAAUCUGCCAUUGCUCGUGCAUUAAACGACUUGUCUGCAACGUCUGAAAGUUUACAGAGCGAAGCCGAUUUAUACGAAGUGUUUGAACAAGCAUCCUUAGAAGAUGAUUCUGAUCCUGUUCUAUCAAUUAUACACGGGACGCUGCAACAAUUAUUUUCGAAAGAAAUUUUAUAUCCGUCGUUAAAAGAAUUAGCAGAUAAAUAUCCAGAAUGGUUAGAAGAAAAGAAAGCAACGAUAUCGUCUAGCGAUUUACAAAGGUUUACGAAACAGCUCGAAUUAAUCCAACAGGUGCGUAGUGAAUUUGACAAGGAAGCAGAUGGAGAUUCCGAAGAAAUUAAAAAGAAACGUUUUGUAACUGUAGCAUCCCUAAUGCAAAAGGUUAGCCGCUGUGGUGAAUUACCCGAAGAACUUAUUUAAUAUUUUAGUUUAGAAUUUAAUUUAAUUUUUUAGUUUAUUUUACGGGAAAUCGCCCAAUUAAAAUACAAUUAAUUAAAUAAAGUAUAGCAGCAGAAAUGGCGCGUGAAAAGUUGAAUAUUUCCUUUGUUAAAAUAAUAUUAUUGGAAUAAAUGUAGAAUUUUGUUUCUUUUUAAA